GCGUUUUGCACGUUUAAUGCGUUAAAACCAAGAGUUCCCGGGAUUCUCAUGAAGAUUAAAUCUUUGUUUUGAACAGGAGAAAUCUGGACACGGAGUCGAUGUGGAGAUGCAUCGUAAAUUAACUCUUAUUGAAUAAUUCCACAUAAGAGCAACGGCAGCAGCCACUGAGGAGCCUUUACCAUGCAGGGAUACACAUGGAGUUCAAAUCAGCGUCCUUCGCAAAGGUACCAAGAUCGGCCUCCACCACAAUACCAAGAACGACUUCCACCUCAUUACCAAGAACGGUCUCCACCUCAGUACCAAGAACGACUUCCACUUCAGUACCAAGAACGGUCUCCACCUCAGUACCAAGAACGACUUCCACCUCAGUACCAAGAACGGUCUCCACCUAAUUACCAAGAACGAUCUAAUCCUCAGUAUCAAGAACACUUCCCACCCAAUUACCAUGCUGUCAGAAAUGAUCAACCCAGUGCAUUCCAGGUACAGCUCAUCCCGCAAAUGCAAACCACAUUACAGACAAGAUAUUCCAAUGGUCAACAAGAGGCUGCAAAUCAGUGGAACGCUUGCUCAGGCAGUGACACUUCUACUUUUCAACCAAACUCAAAUGGAUAUGAUUGGUUGAAACGGACAAACCAGAUCCAUCCCCAGCACCGAUUUACAGCCAACCACACACAGCAGCACUACCCACCUGACAACCCCAACGCAUAUAGGCAUCAUCCCCAAUUCGUGCAAUGGCAUGAUUCCUCCCCACAGAAUUACAGAAACACAGGCUAUAGUCAAGCUCCAAUGUAUUGGUCUCCACAGUCAGACCAUGGCAGCUCUGUGGGUAACAGCAGGGGUUGGAGUUCCCACAUUUCCAACAAUGGCAGCUCUUGUUCCAUGAACAAUCAGCAACAAUUUCAAGCCCCUAGAAUGGCUGCUCAUCAUCACCAUCAACAACAACAACAAGAAGAGCUCUCUAGACAAUAUUCAGGCAAAACACGAAGAUGCCACACACAAUACUCUUCUCAGGCCUCCCAAAAAAUUCCUAACAAUCAAGCUCAGAGCAGAAUUGAGGCCAAUCGUACCUCGUGCAACUCUACGACACCACCUUCUGAAGCACAGAGCAAUGUUUCAUUGCCUUCCAAUAAUUUAAACCAAAGUCCUGUUGACCAGAAUCGGCCAGAACUUGGGUCAAAUGCAGGUCCAGAUGUAUCGGCGACCCAGCCUCAGAAUAAUCAAGAUGCUGGACAUCAGUCUCAGGGCACAAACAAUGGGACAUGUAACGUUAAUCAGACCUCUCAAACGACACAGACCAGUAAAGCCCAGCUUCAGCCCCACUCUAAAACUGAUUUUAACUUGUCAUCUUAUGCUGACUCAAUAAUAUAUAGAUUACUGUGUUCAAAUGAUAAUGAACAAUCAGAUGAAAGAACUGCACAUCAGAACACUCGUCCAGAACAGUCGGAGGUUUGUGCAACCAGAAGGACUGACAAUCACUCAAAGGAACCAAGAGCACAGUGUACAGUUGAACCGCCCAGCAAAAGAAUGAAGUAUGCUGUGAUUCAGAGAGACUGUUGGAACAAAGUAACAAUAGUGUCCAAAGACAAAAUUGAUUUUGGGGUGCAAUAUGCCCAAACUGGUACCCAUCAGACAAGUAAUGAUGAGAACAGACGUAAAGGAACGAGCCAACACAACAUACAGUACAGUACGGACCCAGCAGACUGUCUUGAAGUGGUGUUUGCACUACAGAAAGCUGCUCAGCAAAUUCACAAGGCCAUAGCCAUCGUUCCACCCAUUUCCCAACAGAUCAUAAACACUGCACCGACAGCUGAUACCAGCCCCAAAAAAGCUGAAAGUCCACCGUUAAAGAUUGAUUGCGUUUGGUCACUUGUUGAAGAGUCUAAUGAACAAAAAACUGUAAAUGACAAGCUGUCUGAAUCCUCCUCACAAACGGCUGAACAGGACAACAAAAGCCUUGAAAACACGACUGAAAGCAACAUCGCAGACCCCGAUGCAUGCUCUGCUAGCCGGGUUGAAUGUCAAAAUGAUGUGCAGCAAAGUGACUGUGAUUCAAGUAAUCCUUCAUUUGACUUGUCCAAUGUGCCAGUGAUUGACCACACACUGGAGAAACUGAUGGACUUAGCAAAGUCUUUAGAGAUGACAGAGUUAUUGGCCGGAUAUCCUGAGUAUUCUGAGAGCGUUUUAGAAAGGAUCGUGAAACUCUACUGGAAUGGGAAAGCUUCCAAUAUGUUGGAGCCUCUGAAAUCAUUUGGUGAGGUACUGCACUUAUCCAUAAUAUAUGCAAAGGAUUACGGGUCUGUGGUAUUUAAAGGCAUCGAAACUGAAAACCUGAAGAAGCUAGCUCAUUGCAACAUUCUCAAAAAAGAGAUGUAUUCAUCGUCAGAGGAGUUCAGGUCUUCUUGGUUAAAUGUUGAUGGACAGCCAGCUGAUAUUGAAAAGGUGCUUUCAGAGCCACAGUUGGAUGACGCAACUGUGUUCAAGGCAACACCACAGACUUUUUCAGAUAACACUGUUGUCGCUUCAGCCAGUUUAGGUGUGAAUUCCCUCACAGACAUGCCUGAGGUUUCAUCCGAGGAGAAAAGUGUGAAUCCACACACGAGCAGUCCAACAGAUCUUUUCAUACAAAAGGCUGGAAAUGACAGUGAGGAAGUGACUGCGGAAAACCAUGGGCAUUCAUAUGUAGUGCUCAGAAAAGAAAGUGAGAAAGAGACAUUCAAGAAACAAGAGGACAUCAAUCAAAACCAAAAUUUUAAUACAGAACCCUCAGACAUCUCACCUUUAGCUGAAAGGUCUACAGAGAAACCUGCAGACCUCGGCAAUGCAAAAGAAGUAUUCAGACAAGAUCACGAGCAAACACGUGAUAAUGUAUCAGAUUCACCGUCUCUGAGCCCUGGAGACAGUGUUUCAGAUGGUGUAAAAAACUCUGAGGUGUCUUUCUCUACUGAGACUCAUUGUACCUCCAUGGAUACAUUGCAGGUGGAAGAUGUUUCUGAUGAUAAAAAUCCAGGCAAUAAAGAGGCUCUGAAUAACUCCUCAGACGCUUGGCUGGUAGAAGAUAUUUCCAAUGAUGAAAAUCCAGUCAGUAAAGAAGCUCUGAAUAACUCCUCAGAAACCUGGCUGGUAGAAGAAAUUUCUGAUGAUGAAAAUCCAGGCGAUAAGGAGGCUCUUAAGAACACCUCAGACACCUGGCUGGUAGAUGAUAUUUCUGAUGAUGAAAAUUCUGGAAAUAAGGAGGUUCUUCUUAAUUCCCCAAACAUCUGGCAGGUGGGAGACAUCUCUGAUAAUGAGAAUCCAGGCAAUAUGGACACUCCAAGCAACUCCUCAGACAUAUUUGCGGUGGAAGAUGUUUCUGCUGAUGAAAAUUCAAGCGAUGAUUCCUUGUUUAUGGGAAGAAAUUUCUGA
Sinocyclocheilus rhinocerous is the source of this 3402-nucleotide messenger RNA. RefSeq lists its product as uncharacterized. The coding region runs from base 181 to 3402 and encodes 1073 amino acids. The transcript is spliced from 2 exons. The record is from RefSeq and is a predicted model, not a curated record. Lineage: Eukaryota; Metazoa; Chordata; Actinopteri; Cypriniformes; Cyprinidae.